AUGGUCUUCUUAUCACAGACUACAGUUGGGAUCCUGGGGAAUUUCUCUCUUCUUCACCAUUAUGUCUUCCUGCACUUCACUGGGGGCAGGUUAAGGUCCACAGACUUGAUUCUCAUGCAUCUGACUGUGGCCAACUCCUUGGUCAUUCUCUCUGCAGGAGUCCCCCAGAUUCUGACAGCUUUUGGGUGGAAAGAUAUUUUCAAUGGUUUAGUAUGCAAAUUGCUUUACUUUGUUGGAAGAGUGUCCAGGGGUGUGUCUAUGGGCAGCACCUGCCUCCUGAGUAUGUUCCAGGCCAUCACCAUCAACCCCAGUAACUCCAGGUGGGCGGAGCUGAAGCGGAAAGCUCCCAAGCACAUUGGCCCCUCCAGUGUCCUCUGUUGGGUCCUCAACUUGGUCAUAAAUAUCGCAGUUCCUGUCCUUGUGACUGGCCAUUGGCACAAUAAAACCACCACAAAGAGAAAAGAUUUUGGGUACUGUUUUACAAUUCGUGACAUAACCAUAAACUUACUGAAUGUAGCACUGUUUUCUUUCCCUGAUCUUGUGUGUUUGGGGCUCAUGAUAUGGGCCAGCAGCUGCAUGGUUUUCAUCCUGUACAGACACAAGCAGCGGGUCCAACACAUUCGUAGCAACACCGUCUCCCGGAGAGGCUCCCCUGAGUCCAGAGCCACCCAAACCAUCCUUGUCCUGGUGAGCACCUUUGUGUUUCUUUAUGCUGUCUCCUCCAUCCUGUCCAUUUGUGUGAUUCUUUCACAUUCUGUAACUUGGUGGCUGGUGAAGACCGCCGCACUAGCUUCUGCAUGUUUCCCAACUCUCAGCCCCUUUGUUCUCCUGAGCCGUGACUCCAGGACGUCAUGGAAAAUGAAGCAUCUAAGAUACUCUAAUAGCCUCUUUGGAGAUGUUUACCAGACCGUGAAGUUUCCAGGAAAUGAAAAGUGGGACAAAGUUUCUCAGAACUUUUCUCAGCUCCCCAGUGGUGCCCUGUCAGGGCUGCCCCAGCUGACCCUGCACUCGCGGGGUGGGGGCUUUGUGGCUGGGCUGUCCUCUGGGAUUCAGUCCUGUGACCAGUCAGGGCUCAGGAAGGGGGACUUCAACAUAGCACAGAGAGCAGUCUAG
Orycteropus afer afer is the source of this 1113-nucleotide messenger RNA. The record is from RefSeq and is a predicted model, not a curated record. Lineage: Eukaryota; Metazoa; Chordata; Mammalia; Tubulidentata; Orycteropodidae.